This is a messenger RNA of Neurospora tetrasperma FGSC 2508, 1395 nucleotides long. Its product is annotated as Rotamase PTPA-2. The record is from RefSeq and is a predicted model, not a curated record. Bases 1 to 1350 code for a protein of 449 amino acids. Gene Ontology annotation, molecular function: peptidyl-prolyl cis-trans isomerase activity; protein tyrosine phosphatase activator activity. NCBI's taxonomy places the organism in Eukaryota, Fungi, Ascomycota, Sordariomycetes, Sordariales, Sordariaceae. The transcript has a single exon. Gene Ontology annotation, cellular component: protein phosphatase type 2A complex; nucleus; cytoplasm. Gene Ontology annotation, biological process: mitotic spindle organization.
AUGGACUCAUCGGCGACAACAGGAAGGUCAGGCAUAGGCACCGGCCAAGGAUCGCCAGCAGCCUCAGGACAACCCAUCUCCAAAGCCGGCCAGGCCAUCCCGAAUCUACGAGACCGUAUCCCCAAGCUAGAGCCCAGGCGACGGAAGCAGGAACCAUCGAACCCGACUCCGGUUCCAGAAACCCCCGCCCUACCUCCGCGCCCCGACCCAUCCACUCUGGUGUUCCAGACGCCCGUCCGGCGGAUUCUUCUCCGAAAAGACCACGAGCUCUUCCUGGCCUCUCCCUCUUUCAAUCUCAUCCUCUCUUUCGUCUUCUCCCUCUCUGAAUCCGUAGCCGACACGCCCAUCUCGGCUAUCAAGGACUCUGACCUGAGCGAGCCCGUGAAGGCCAUCCUUCGCAUCCUUGACGAGACCGAAGCGUUGUGCAAAGAGUCGCCACCAAACGACCAAGGCGGCUCCCGCUUCGGCAACAAGACCUUCCGUCUCUUUCUCGACAAGGUCAAGCAGCGCGGACAUCAAUGGCACGCCGCCUUUCUGGGAGGCAAACUUCCCGACGCUGCCGUCACUGAGGCCUCAGCCUACCUCAACCAGUCCUUCGGCAACCGCACGCGCAUCGACUACGGCUCGGGUCACGAGCUUAACUUCAUCAUGUGGCUGCUGUGCCUGUACCAGCUCUCGGUCCUCGAACAAUCCGACUUCAAAGCCGUCGUGCUCCGCAUCUUCGCCCGCUACCUAGAAGUUAUGCGCCUGAUUCAGAUGACGUACUAUCUCGAGCCAGCAGGCUCGCACGGCGUGUGGGGGCUGGACGAUUACCAGUUCUUGCCAUUUCUGUUUGGUGCCAGCCAGCUGUUGCAUCACCACUUUAUCACGCCACGGGCGAUCCAUCAGGAGCUGACGCUGGAGGAGUUCGGGCAUGACUUUUUGUACCUGGGCCAGGUGGCGUUCGUCAAUAGCACCAAGACGGUGAAAGGUUUAGGGUGGUAUAGUCCGAUGCUGGAUGAUAUCAGUAACGCCAAGAAUUGGGAGAAAAUUGAGGGCGGGAUGAGGAGGAUGUUUGUGUCGGAGGUGCUGAAGAAGUUACCGGUUAUGCAGCAUUUCUUGUUCGGAUCGCUAAUUCCUGCCGCGGAGGGUAUGAGCGAACAAGAUCCCAAUGCCUUGGGUAGCGAGGAAAAUGAAGAGGAGGGUGGCGAGGUGGAGGUGUACGACGAUAGUGAUGGCAAGAGGCAUGUUCAUCAGCCGACUGGCUGGGGCGAUUGCUGCGGUAUCAAGGUACCGAGUAGUCUGGCGGCGGCGGAGGAAAUGCGGAAGAGGGGACAGGUGGAGAGUUUGAGAAGAAUACCUUUUGACUGAGGUCGAUGUUAUAUCUUAGUGUAAUGUUGAUCUUGUUCCUGUCUU